UUGGUGCUAUUUAUUUUGUUGACGGCGUGAUUUUGAUCCUGUUAUCUUUUAUAUCGUAUUCAACUAAAACGAUAGUUUUAAAAUAGCUUCUUUGUUUUGCUUUUUUGUAAAAUUUUAUUCCUUAAAUUGAAUUUGAAAUGGUACUAUUGAUAUUACAUCUCUUUUAUCUUCAAAUUUUGCACAAUGCGUUAGCUGAAAUCUGUGAAAAUCCAACAAUUGACACAAAGACUUACAUAACUAAUGAUGGAAUAAUAGCUUCGGAGGUAGUUGUUGUAAAUGAAAUUGCGAUUUCUUGUACGCCAUUUGUACACGAACUUGCUCUUUAUGUUGAAAAAUCUGGGAAAUUAAUCGCAGCUGUAAAAUCUUCUGAUAAUUCUAAGUAUCAAUUAAGUUGGACUGAAAGAGGAGAACAGAUAUUUAGUGGUGAGCAUUACAUAAAAGUUUACGAUGAAAAAGGAUAUGCAGCUUUAAGAAAAGCUCACCUUUACAAUAAGGAUACGUCAAAUAUUCCACCUGCAUUUUUACUUUCAUUUUAUUAUAGUGGUAUUUAUAAUGAGUCCAUGAUAUCUUCGAAAUCUAUUGUUGUUGUAAUAAGUAUGAUCCUAUGUUACCUUGCCUUUACUCAAAAAGCAAAUAUAAGAUCUUGAAAACUGUGUAGAAUUUAA
Parasteatoda tepidariorum (common house spider) is the source of this 665-nucleotide messenger RNA. The record is from RefSeq and is a predicted model, not a curated record. NCBI's taxonomy places the organism in Eukaryota, Metazoa, Arthropoda, Arachnida, Araneae, Theridiidae.